AUGUUUGCGAUCUCAACGGCGCAUCUUACCCUCAGUAUGAUUCUGUAUCUCAUGCAGUGGCCUUACCUUUGUGCCACUGUCUUUCCGGAAACGCCUCUUGCAAGAUUAUACCGUAUCAGAGGGGCCAUAGCUGUGUUGGCCCGUGCGCAAUACCUCAUCAGCGAUGUCGUCGUUGUGUGGCGUGCGUGGGCCGUAUGGUACGACAAUCGCUGGGUUCGUGGGUCCCUUCUGUUCUCUCUUUCCGGUACCGCAGUGACGUCCAUAUUCCUCGCCGUCCUCAAUGUUCUUUCCAAUAAAUCCCACGGCACAUACCAGUACCCAGCUCUCGAGCAGAAUCUGCUCGGCACGUUCGGACUCCUCUUCACCAACUUCAGUGCCACCAUCGCCAUCGCGGUGAAGGCUUGGCACGUCAGCUUCCUUGUCACGAUGGCGCUCAACGGUCUCAUCUUUGAUUUGCCAGGCUUCAUCGACGAUCCGUCAAACAGUUUCUCAAUCGCGAGUCUGGAGCAGUCUACUGUCUCUACUGGGUACGAAGAGCGCGCACGUUUGCCGGAACGCUAUGUUGAUCGGAAUCCACAGGUUCUAAAUUUCAUCAGCGACUUUGGGAAGUUUGGCGACUUUGAAUUCGGGUGGCCACAACCCAAUGUAUCGGGGAUUUAUCCAACCCUGAUCAUACUCCUUGUGGCCCUUCAACGCUCCACUCCAGAUACCGUAUUCACGGAAAUGUCCGAAUACCAGAUGACUCUUGAGCCCAUGCGCUUCAAGGAAGCCUCUCUCACUGGCAAGAGUCGGAAGGGACCCCGAAAUACUUACGACAGUGAGCUCUUCACCGACACCAACACCGGUGAAAGUUCUGCUCGCAGCGGCGAUUUUGAACGCGGAGUGGUCUAA
Stereum hirsutum FP-91666 SS1 is the source of this 891-nucleotide messenger RNA. RefSeq lists its product as uncharacterized. The record is from RefSeq and is a predicted model, not a curated record. NCBI's taxonomy places the organism in Eukaryota, Fungi, Basidiomycota, Agaricomycetes, Russulales, Stereaceae. The transcript has 4 exons. Bases 1 to 891 code for a protein of 296 amino acids.